Messenger RNA from Schistocerca nitens (vagrant locust), 930 nucleotides. RefSeq names its product glutathione S-transferase D5-like. Gene Ontology annotation, biological process: glutathione metabolic process. Gene Ontology annotation, molecular function: glutathione transferase activity. The transcript is spliced from 7 exons. Lineage: Eukaryota; Metazoa; Arthropoda; Insecta; Orthoptera; Acrididae. The coding region runs from base 177 to 845 and encodes 222 amino acids. The record is from RefSeq and is a predicted model, not a curated record.
GAGAGUGCGCGGCGUUGCAGGCGACAGCACGGUGCGUAGCGUCUGCACACAGAGCUCAGUGGCUACGUCAGCACACGCGCUGGAUAUUUUUUAUCCACGGACUAGAAGACACAUCUUUACUCAAAAAGUCAGUGCGUGAAACUGGAGAACUUACACAUUGUUGGAAGAAGACAACAAUGGCACCUCUGAUUUUGUACAACCAUGAUGCCAGCCCUCCGUGUUGCCUUGUACGCAUCGUCGCUGAUGAGAUUGGAGUUGACCUCGAGAAAGUUCUUGUGGUCGAUAUAGAAAAGGAAAUGGGCACUCCAGAGAGGCUGCAGAUAAACCCACAGCGAACGAUUCCAGCACUUGUCGACAAUGGUUUGAAUAUUGCAGAAAGCCGAGCGAUUGUAACAUACCUCGUAUCAAAAUAUGCAAAGGACGAUUCUCUGUAUCCAAAAGAUCUAGAGAAACGUGUCCUCGUAGACCAGAGGCUGUAUUUUGAUCAAGAUUUCUACAAUGGAAUUAUGAAAGUUAUUGAUCCAACCUUCUCCGGAAAGCCAUUAUCCCAGAGUGAUGUUGACAAGGUGAACAAUGGACUGGAGAUACUGAACAGAAUGCUUGAGGGAAAACAAUGGCUCGCAGGGGACAACGUUACAGUAGCGGAUUAUGCCACGAUUGUGUCCUUGGCGACACUUGAGUUCAAUACAAAAUGUGGAAUAAACCCUGCUAAACAUGCAAACAUUGCUCAGUGGAUUUCUCGUGUUGAAGGCUCAAGUGCCAAAGUUACAGAGAACAUGAAAGUAUUCCGUGAGGCAAUAAAAAUGUACAUAGAAUAUUUUAAGAAGCAAAUGUCGCAAAAAUAAAAUGAAUAUUAGUGUAUGCAGUAAAACUUACAUUUCACUACGUGUAAAUAGAAAUUGAUAAUAAAUGUGCCUUUGACUGACAAAA